AAAGUACUGAGAUCGAUUCGUUCGACUAAAUGCUUCAUGGCAGCGCCCCAGCAUGACCGCAGUCUGAUGACUGAAACAAGUAAAAGAUGAAAGAUAAACUACCUUUCACAUUUGCCAGCAUCAAUCUCGGUAUUUUUUCUAAUUGGGGACAUAAUUUUUCUCAUUCCCGUUACACCGUUUCAGAUGUAGCAGUUACCUCCCUUAUCGUCAGUUUCUCACAUGAUAAUCAACCACCAAGUACAUAACAGCUUAUUACAGUUUUAUUAAAAAACUUUCAAAAAUUUAUCUAUUUUAAAAAACAGCAACAACAAAGCACACCAAAAAUGGACAAGAAAUAACAAAUACUACUGACACGAAAGAAAAUAUAAAUUUUCUUGCUGAAUUCUCUUUGCAUAACAAUGCCAACUUCUCUUCAAUCCUCUCAUCCUUAUCUUAUUCCUGCUGAUGACCAAUUGAAAUUGGAACCUGUAUCAUUCACUCCCCAAUCUUCACAUGAAGCUUCCAUUUCUACAGAGUUCCCUGCAUUGGAAACCAGAUUUAAUGAAGCUACUUUAGGGAAUGUGACCAUUAACAACAAGCAUUCAUUCGAGAUGAACCAACCAUCUUUUAAUUUACAAAAAAAGAAUGAUGUUAUGGCUUCAACAAUAGCAGCCAAAACAGAAGUGACAUUAUUGAAUGACAUCUCAACCAGUUUUAGUAAUUCUAUACAAAGACUAGAGGGUGAUACAAAAAGGAGUCAGUGUUCAUCAACAGCUAGUAAACACCGCUCUGUUAUUUGCCAGCACUGUUUUAAGGCCUUUUAUCGCACUGCUGAUCUUCGUCUGCAUAUGCGUACCCAUACUGGGGAACGGCCAUUUAAGUGUGACCUUUGCCCCAAAGCAUUUGCACAGACAAGUCACCUGACUAAACAUCGAAGAAUACAUACUGGGGAACGUCCAUACAAGUGUUCAAUGUGUAGUUUAGCUUUCACUCAGUCAAGUAACUUAAAGAAACAUGUAAGGACACACUUCAAGGCAAGCAAUACCUCAAGAAAUGUGAUACAUGGAAACAUUAGCCAAAAUGAUACGACUUCCAACAGUAACAGCAUUCUUACAAAUAUCAACUCUAAAGUCCUUCAUCGUUGUAAGUAUUGCCUGCGUCAUUUCUUCUCCAAUAUAGCUCUCUCAGUUCACAUGAAAAAACACUUACGAACAAAGCGCUUUUCUCCAAUUUCUAUGCCUGGUCAGUUCUCAGUAUCAACAGUUAAUACAUCAAUGAAAGUAAACAAAACCCAUCAAAAUACGAAAGUAAGAAUUCAUAAAAUAAAUUCCAACUCAGCAUCCUUGAAACCACAUUCGGCUAUAUUGACUAAUAACAAUUAUCCUACCUCACUCUCUGUAAAAUCUGCCAACAAUGUCAUUGACUUAUGUGAACCUGAAGGCGAAUCUAAAGUAAGUACCACUUCUGAUUUUGACUUUCAGAUCCGCAGGAAUCAACCCGCAUUUUCCUCAGACCAGUUUUAUUCAUGUAAACUGUGUCCUAUUCAGUUUGUUCGACUAUCUGAUUUCCUCUCGCAUGUUGCUCUUACUCACAAUGAGCUUUUCCAGUGUAAACUGUGUCCUGCUUACUUUGCUCAGUUUUCAGAUUUUACUGACCAUCAACAACUGCACUGGAUGUUUCUUGGACAACAGCAACAACAACAGCAGAAGCAACUUGUAAAUAAGCCAAAGAUUGUGAAAAAUUUUCGAUGUGGUUUAUGCAGAAUGGAAUUUGUUAAAGAAGAUGAAUUUUCCAACCAUCAGUGCCAAAAACAGCUUAGCAGAGAAAAAUAUCAAAGAGUUUCAUCAACAUCAUCUAUAAACUCCAAUUCUUCUUCAGCCACCCAUCAUUCAGAUCAUUUAACUCAAAACUGGAACCAGAGAAUGGAACCCAAAUUAGUUUCUACAAUCAAAGGACGCUUACCGUUGGUUAACAAAGGGCGGAAUUUUCUCAAGGAUGUGUCACAAAGUGCUGCCCGUCAUCGGAAAAUGUCAUUAGGGAGACCUUAUAUUUGUUCACGCUGUGGCAAAGCCUUCCUUCGUCCUGGAGACCUUCGCUUGCAUAUACGCACUCAUACUGGAGAAAAACCAUUUUCAUGUGACCUCUGUCCAAAAACAUUUGCUCAAACAAGCCACCUGACAAAACAUCGGCGAGUCCAUACUGGGGAACGUCCAUAUACAUGUGCUUUGUGUAACCUUGCUUUUACACAAUCUAGUAAUCUGAAAAAACAUGUUCAAACUCACUUUAAAUCUACAACUCUAUGUAAUAAUAAUAAUAGUAGUAAUACUGAUAAUAAUAACAAAACUGGUCAAAUCAGUGAAGGUCUGACCCAAAAGAUAAAUUAUACAAAUGAUCAGGAACUAUCUCAUAACAUCCAGUACACUUCCCCAGAAGAUUCUAGUCUGCCAACCCAACAAUCCCAAACAAUGUUUGUGAAAGAAAAUGAUUCUUUCAAGAAUACUGAACUUAUUGAAAAUCAGCUCAAGCAUCAGUCACCUUCAUCCAUUAUCCCUGAUCUUACAUCCCUAGAGUUUGAAAAUGUAUCAUUUAGUUCCAUCUCCACUACAGGAAACAACUCUGAAAUUACAUCAUCUGCUUGUUCUUAUCCAACAAUUAAAGAUGAUAUAAAAUUGGAUGGUCUCAAUAUCCAGCAGAUUAACAUGAAAGAAGAAAGUGAUGACAUAACAUUAAGAAAAAAUUCACUCUCACCUUCUGCUAGAAGUGACCAAAACCAGUCAGAUAUUCCUUUAGAUGGUGUGAGUAGUUCAAUGUCAUCUUUUCUUGGACGGAUGCUUCCCUGCUUUUCCAAUCCUGAAACCUCAAAAGAUGAAUCCACUGCAGAAUUACAACUUGAAUAUUGUCACAACCAUCAACAACAGACACAUGUGGAAAUUGGCAGCAGCAAAUCUCAUCAAAGCAUAAAACAUCCUUUUAGACCAGAUUCCAACCCUAAUCCAGGCAUAUUAACUGGAUAUGAGGUAAAGCCUACAGCUGAACGCCCUCACCUUUGUACUGAAUGCUACAAAACAUUUAUACGUUCAGCAGAUUUACGCAUACACAUGAGAACUCAUACCGGUGAACGCCCAUUCUGUUGUGAUAUUUGCCCCAAAGCCUUCUCACAAACGAGCCACCUCAUAAAACACAAACGGAUUCACACAGGGGAGCGUCCUUACAAAUGUAACAAAUGCAACCUUAGUUUCACUCAGUCAAAUAACUUGAAAAAACAUAUCAAAGUACACUUGAGAGAACAGAAAUCAAAGCAAACCGAAAGCUGUACAAACCUUUCUGAUUCUUUGAUUCAAGUCGAAAAUCUUGAAGAAAUAAAUCACUCUAACUUGAUUUCUAUCAAGAAGGAAAAUUCUCUAAAUUCACUUUCACUCCUUCAAGACAGCGAAUUCCUUGAUGUAAAUCUCUCAACUCAGGACCCUUUUCAAAGCUUAAAAGGUAACAACGAAAGUGAAAAAUCAAUAAAAGAAGAGAUUACUGAUAGUGUUUGUUUGCCUCAGUGAAUAUUUUCUGCUAGAAAUUAUGUUAAUAACUUUUGUGAGUCUGUGAAAUGCCAGAAGGCAUCUGUAAAUCGAAAAUUUUCUCAUGUAAAAUAAACUUCAACAAAACAAAAUCUACUGUUUAACUUU
Molecule: messenger RNA, 3653 nt
Organism: Octopus sinensis (East Asian common octopus)
Lineage: Eukaryota; Metazoa; Mollusca; Cephalopoda; Octopoda; Octopodidae
Product: zinc finger protein 420-like
Exons: 2
Coding region: 399-3527 (1042 amino acids)
Biological process (GO): regulation of immune system process; regulation of cytokine production; negative regulation of transcription by RNA polymerase II
Source: RefSeq, a predicted model, not a curated record